AUGCGCCAAAUGGAGGGAACCGUGCGUAUGGAUGUUCACUCGCAGGCCGUUGUGGUUCCCCGCUCAUUCCGGCUUCUAGAUGAGUUGGAGAAGGGGCAGAAGGGGCAAGUAGCGGAGGGAGUAUCUUUUGGACUGGAGGAGGCGGAUGAUAUCACCCUGACCAACUGGUCCGGCACCAUCUUCGGACCACCAGGAACGGCCUUCGAGAACCGUAUCUACUCUGUGGCCAUUAAUUGUGGACCCCAGUACCCGCAUGCCCCUCCAGAAGUUCGGUUUCGCACGCGCAUCAACAUGCACGCAGUUGACCCUAAUGGGGUGGUCCUGAAGAGCAGCUUUCCCAUGUUGCGUCAAUGGCAGCGUUCCUAUACAAUUGACAUGUUACUGACUGCCCUUAGGCAAGAGAUGGCCUCGCAUGCGAACCGCCGCCUCCCCCAGCCACCGGAGGGUGAUAUGUACUGA
Molecule: messenger RNA, 459 nt
Organism: Cyclospora cayetanensis
Lineage: Eukaryota; Apicomplexa; Conoidasida; Eucoccidiorida; Eimeriidae
Product: ubiquitin-conjugating enzyme variant MMS2
Exons: 3
Coding region: 1-459 (152 amino acids)
Biological process (GO): DNA damage tolerance; protein K63-linked ubiquitination
Cellular component (GO): nucleus
Source: RefSeq, a predicted model, not a curated record